GAUAAAAUUAUUUUAUACUUCAGUUUGUCAGUUUUUUUAAAUUAACAAUUACGUUCUCAGAGAAAAUUUGCUACUAUGGAGUUUAACAAUGAAGUAGCAAAUGAUCCCGUGAAAAAGACAAUAUUGGGUCUCACUGCUACACUUCCUGUGUGAACAGUAUAACAUUUGCUCAGAUAUGGAAAUGAUAAGCCAAGAGCUUUUACUAAAUAUGCAAACAGCAGCACUUUCCAGCAGAAAGAACUCCUCCUAGUCAGGAAGCAUGAAAUGUUUUAGCCAUUGAUAUACUCUCGCUGAGUUUGAAGUUCCUAAUAGAUUUGCAGUUACUGAAAAUGCCUCUCAAACAGGCAGGAUUGUACUUUUAGAAUUGAUUUUGGUAUCCUGGUCUUGAACACAAUGAACUAUGCAAACAGCACAUGGCAAGCUUAUUUUAAUACACUAAGACUAAAUAGCUUUUAAUUAUUAACUCUGCAAUAGUUUUGUUUUGAAGCAAUUAAGAGUUUAUGCCACUUAGUUUUUGACAAGAGUACAACAUCACCUUUUGUAUUUAAGUAUGUAGUUAACCUUUAAUACAAAAUUCUUAAGAUAGUGGCAUUAACUCUAGGCGGUUGCUUCACUGAUUAUACUGAAAGCUCAGUCUUAUACGUGUGUGUUUUAAUGCCCACAGCAGUUCUAUAGAGUUCAACAAGACCUUUCCGGCAUUAGUCUAUUUAAAAUACCAGCUAUGCAUAUACAUAAGGAUUGCAAUGUUGUAGAUGCUUAAACUGGGCUAAGGUUCUAUAAACUAAUUCAUCCUUGCCGCCUGUUUGCAUGCAGCGGUGCCCUGUGCUCUUCUGACCUCCAGUCAAAUGCUUCCCUGGAGCGCACAGGCCUGGUGUCUGGACCUAGAUCUGCCUCUUCCCACCUCUUACAGGUGCUGCUGCUAGCGAUGUGGUCUGCCUUGUUUGGUUGCUGCAUGCCACAAGCAAAGGCAGCUCUUGACCUUCAGCCCUCCACAGGAGGGACUGUACUUCCAAAUCAUGCAGCUGCACCUGUAAGAGGCUCCAUUAAUAAAACUAAAAAACUUUCACUGGUUAAUGCCAUACGGUGUGCAAAGUUAGUAUGAGACCUGACCGUGCUCUCUUUUCUGAAUUUCUGGUAUUUCACAGUGGGGCACAAAGAAUAAAUCUGCUACUCUGUGAAUGCUCUUAGCUGCACAGCAUCAAAAAUGAUCUGCUGGGGAGCCUGAAAACAUCUUACUAUCUCAUUUCUUGUCCCUAAAACAGGGCAGUCUAGAGAGCUGAAGAAUUAGUCCCAGAACACUUAGAGGCAAGGCUUACAUCUCAAUUUCAGGUUGUGUGUCAGCAGCUAAUGAUUGCCAUUAGUUAAUUACCUUAACCUUUGGUAUGAUUGUGUAGCAGAUCAUAGGUGCCUUUGUUGGGAGACAGUGCAAGAAUAUCGGUAGUUGUAAGCAGCUGGUGUACGUUUCCUCGUGCAUUUGUGGUGGGGUUAGGAAGCCUGAAGAUCCUGUACUCAAAACCGUAACCUUGCUUAACUGGGUUCUGCUGUGUGUGUGCGCGUUUGUGUGUGUGUCAGGGCUGUGCUAGUGCUUAUGGCUCUCUCAGCGAGUUCAGCUAGUGGUAUUAACACUUAAUUUUCCUGCUGCGGUUUGUGAAAGGUUGGAGACCUGCAGCACUCUUAGCAUGUGGGAACGGGUCUGGAUAUAUGACCUUUAGGAGCAGUUAGCUCAGGAAGCAAUGAGAAAGAUGUGGAAGCGUGUGUGUGUUCCUCAGCAUAUAUGUUUGAGAAGCAAGCACGGCUGCUGUCAGGUCAUCUCAUAUAGCUCUAGGUUUGGUGUGUGUUGAGCCCCAUACAGGAAUUUUGCUGGUACUGUUCCUGUGAGAAUUUGCCUCACCUCUGGCAUAUAAACUCUGUGAUAGCCCAGCCCUAAAGCUGAUUCAGGCCUGGCUGCAAAACCUGAUGUUACUAGCCUUUGAUACCAACCAAAAUAGUAUUCCAUUGUCUGUUUCCCUUUAAGGGUCACGGACUGUUUGAAUUUUAGGUGCCUUAGUUACACCUGUAGCUAACAGUUCUGUUACGUCAAGAGGCUAUAUCCUGGCUUCACAGAAAUCCAGAGAAGAGAUCUAGUUUAAACAGAAAGUUGAAAAAGAUUUUGAUUAAACUGCCACCCCUUCCCCACGCCAGAAACAACCUGUGAGAUAAUGAGGUUUUCACUGUUAACACCAGGGGGAUUCCUGAUGUUUCAGUGAGGCUCUAGCUUUUUAUUUGGUUCCAGUAUGGUGUGUUGUGGCCUAUGGAAAUAGCUACGGAGCGAGGCAGAGGCUUUUUUCUGGGAUAGAGGCAGGAACGUAGAGAACCUGUUGCUUUCUUAGUUCUUAGGGCAAAGGUUUUUCUGCUGCCUGAUCUAUUUUUCCAGGAGGGAGGGGAGAGGAGGGUAAGCGAUUGGAGAGAACAACCCUCCUCCUCUUCUUGCAUGGUUUACUUCAUUAAAUCAUCAGCCUUCAAGCUGAUCGUGUACUUGCUGCUGAGGUCUCGUUCUGUGCUAGCGUGCUGAAGCAGCAGAGCCCAGGAACGAAGACCGUUCCUGAAUAAUUUGGGAAUCCUACUCUUGUUCUUGUGUUGUAUUAGUAGGGUUAUGUGGCGCAUACAGUGAAAAUUGCCUGUACAGCCUGGUCUGCCAACACUGUUACUGGCACCAGUAGAGAGCACUGAUGGUGAUUACGGCUUUGACCCUUGCUAAUUUGGACACUCUUCUGUUCUGGAUGAGCUCUGUGCCUCAAGGUGUAUGUGGGAGCACCCGGCGCUUGGCUUUGUGUGCAAGCAGAAAGUUGGAGUGAGCUGCCAGUAAUGCUGAGGAGAUCGUCCUUGGUACGGUAGGAGCAAAGUUUGAGCUUGCUGUGUCGCCUCUCUGGUUUCUGUUGCGUUGGUGUGGGCUCCCCCGGUAGGUCUGGUGCGUUAACCGAGAGAUGUGCUGUUGAACUAGUUUCUCAUAGGGUGGCUUCAGGACCGUUGUCUGGUGCGUUUCUGCUUCAGUGCUCUCUGAGUACUUACCUAUUAAAUCUUGUGUGUUUUCUGGGAAUGUGCACAGCCUUUCUGCAUGGCGACAUACUUUAUUUUUGCACUUAUUUCCAAGGGGAUUUUGCAACCAGCUGGAUUGCUGUCUGUGUGUUUGAUCUUUUGCUUGUUCCCACCCUGCUCAAAUAGAUUAAGUCCAUCUCCCUCCUUUGUUCUCUGUGAGGGGAUUCUCUACUGUGUCUACUGUGAAACUGUGCUGGCAGCAGGCAGAUGGCAUUUGAGCGAUCUCCUCUGCUCUGUGAAGAGCUGGCAGAGAGGAUGGGGAACUGAUGGAGUUGUAUGUGGCAGCAUAGUGUCCUGUGGUAUACUGGCUGUUAAGGGGAAGUGUGCUUCAAAAGAAUAGGAAAUGCAGUAACCGUUGUCUGAGUAAUGCUGGAAAUCGUUUAAGAGCCUGAGAAGCAGUGGUAUUGUGUCUUGUCCGCUCGUAGGAAGUGCUUGAUAACAUAAGGUGUUUACAAAGUCCUCUUCUCAAGGUUGCACGUACUUACACAGGAAGAAUGCUUUUCACCAUUUUAUAGUUGGGGGAAAACAAGAUGAAUGGCAACUGUUUGACAUUCAUGUAUGUGAAGCUUUUGGCAGAGGUGAACAGCUGUGCCCUUGGUGCAUACAGGUCAUACAUACAUACUGUGCAUUCAAACUGUCACUUGUGCAGCAGACAGUGAGUGCAACUACGUAGGUGAUAGUGCAAGACUCGCUCCUUUCCUGCUGUAUGUAUAAAGCAUGGCUUAUACCUUGAUAAUCAGGCUCCAUGGUUACACAAUAAAUCAGAACCAGCUUGUAAACCCAGAAGCCCUGACCUGCAGCUCAGACUAUUGCUGUUGCUUUCUCUGUUUCUUCUUUCCUUAUCUAAGAGUGUCGCUUUUUCCUUUUCCUUCCUUUCCCAAACUCGCGUGCCUCUCAGACUAGUCUUUCUGUUGUUGUAGGUCCUCUUGAGCUAAGGGAAUGAAAAUUGAAUUGACCUUCCUUCUCCUAAGCUUCAUCCUAACUUCUGGAGUCCCGGUUGAUGUUUUUGGGCGUACGAGGCCACAAGUGUGUCCACUGUCCCAGUCAAUGAUUUAAACAGCGGAUUGGAGCAUGCAUCACUAGCGGGAUGAUCGGCCACCAAGGCUGCAAUGUCGUCCCUGACGACCUCCAGUGAGGGAGAAAACUCCGCUCCCAGAUUUGUUGUCGGUUCCAGGGAUGAUGAGACAGACUUCCUUGGAUCAAACAUGAAGACAGACGAAAUUGAUUUCUUUGAAGAUGAUGAAGAGGAAGAAUCGCCACCUGAACGACAGAUUGUGGUUGGAAUAUGUGCCAUGACCAAAAAGUCCAAGUCAAAGCCCAUGACACAGAUUCUGGAGCGUCUGUGCAAGUUUGAGUAUAUCACAGUGGUGAUUAUGGGGGAAGAUGUUAUUCUGAAUGAACCAGUAGAGAACUGGCCCUCUUGUGACUGCCUUAUCUCCUUCCACUCCAAAGGAUUCCCACUGGAUAAAGCAGUUGCUUAUGCCAAGCUGUGCAGGCCGUUUUUGAUUAAUGACCUUGAUAUGCAGUAUUACAUCCAGGACAGACGGGAAGUGUAUAGGAUUCUUCAAGAAGAGGGAAUAGACUUGCCCCGCUAUGCUGUGCUCAAUCGAGACCCUGAUAGACCAGAAGAAUGCAACUUGGUGGAAGGAGAGGACCACGUGGAGGUAAAUGGAGCUGUUUUCCCAAAGCCAUUUGUAGAGAAGCCAGUCAGUGCUGAAGACCAUAAUGUGUAUAUUUACUACCCAACCUCAGCAGGUGGGGGCAGCCAGCGGCUCUUUCGGAAGAUUGGCAGCCGGAGUAGUGUGUACUCCCCAGAGAGCAGUGUAAGGAAGACAGGCUCAUACAUUUAUGAAGAGUUCAUGCCUACAGAUGGCACUGAUGUAAAGGUGUACACUGUUGGGCCAGACUAUGCCCAUGCAGAGGCUCGCAAAUCCCCUGCUUUGGAUGGGAAGGUUGAACGGGACAGUGAAGGGAAAGAAAUCCGUUAUCCAGUCAUGCUGACUGCCAUGGAGAAGCUAGUAGCCAGGAAAGUCUGUGUAGCCUUUAAGCAAACCGUAUGUGGGUUUGACCUCCUGCGAGCAAACGGCCACUCGUUCGUUUGUGAUGUGAAUGGCUUCAGUUUUGUGAAGAACUCUAUGAAGUAUUAUGACGACUGUGCCAAAAUCCUUGGAAACAUAAUCAUGCGUGAAUUGGCUCCCCAGUUUCAUAUUCCCUGGUCCAUCCCAACAGAGGCAGAAGAUAUCCCCAUUGUCCCCACAACUUCAGGCACCAUGAUGGAACUUCGUUGUGUUAUUGCAGUCAUCCGGCACGGAGAUCGAACCCCAAAGCAAAAGAUGAAGAUGGAAGUUAAGCAUCCCCGGUUCUUUGAAUUAUUUGAGAAAUAUGAUGGCUACAAGACAGGGAAGUUGAAGCUGAAGAAACCAGAACAGCUACAGGAAGUGCUAGACAUUGCACGGCAGCUUGUGGUGGAACUGGGAACACAGAGUGACUGUGAGAUUGAGGAGAGGAAAUCCAAACUGGAACAGCUGAAGAGCGUUUUGGAGAUGUAUGGACAUUUUUCUGGCAUUAACCGUAAGGUGCAGUUGACCUAUCUGCCUCAUGGACAUCCAAAAGCUGCAAGUGAAGAUGAAGAAGCUCGUAAAGAGUCUUCCCCAUCUCUUCUCCUGGUGCUGAAGUGGGGUGGAGAACUGACGCCAGCAGGAAGGGUCCAAGCAGAAGAACUGGGGCGAGCCUUUCGCUGUAUGUACCCUGGUGGCCAAGGUGAUUAUGCUGGUUUCCCUGGAUGUGGCCUGCUCAGACUGCACAGCACCUACCGUCAUGAUCUCAAGAUCUAUGCCUCUGAUGAGGGACGAGUUCAGAUGACAGCAGCAGCUUUCGCAAAGGGUCUCCUGGCCCUGGAAGGAGAGCUGACCCCCAUUCUGGUGCAAAUGGUGAAAAGUGCCAAUAUGAAUGGUCUCCUGGACAGUGACAGUGAUUCCCUUAGCAGCUGUCAACACAGAGUGAAGGCACGGCUGCAUGAAAUCAUGCAGAAGGAUGCUCAGUUCUGUGAAGAGGAUUACGAAAAGCUAGCACCUACUGGCAGUGCUUCUCUACUCAACUCCAUGACAUUUAUCCAGAACCCAGUAGAGGUCUGUAACCAGGUGUUCACCCUGAUAGAGAAUCUCACCUCUCAGAUACAAAAACGUCUGGAAGACCCUAAAUCUGCAGACCUGCAGCUGUACCACAGUGAGACUUUAGAACUGAUGCUACAACGCUGGAGAAAGCUGGAGAGAGAUUUCCGCAUGAAGAAUGGACGUUAUGACAUCAGCAAGAUCCCUGAUAUCUAUGACUGCAUCAAAUAUGACGUACAACACAACUGUGCCCUGAAACUGGAAGGCACAGCAGAGCUCUUCAAACUCUCCAAAGCCCUGGCAGAUGUGAUCAUACCCCAGGAAUAUGGGAUUAAUAAGGAGGAGAAGCUGGAAAUUGCUAUUGGCUUUUGUCUUCCUCUUAUUAAAAAGAUCCAGUUGGACCUGCAGAGAACCCAUGAAGAUGAGUCUGUCAACAAACUGCAUCCCCUGUACUCAAGAGGAGUUUUGUCACCGGGUCGCCACGUUCGGACACGGCUCUACUUCACCAGUGAGAGCCAUGUGCAUUCUCUGCUCAGUAUCUUCCGUUAUGGAGGGCUCCUGGAUGAGAACAAAGACCAGCAGUGGAAGAGAGCCAUGGACUAUUUGAGUGCUAUCUCAGAGCUGAACUACAUGACCCAGAUUGUUAUCAUGCUCUACGAGGACAACAACAAGGACCCAUCUUCAGAAGAGCGUUUUCAUGUGGAGCUGCAUUUCAGCCCUGGUGUGAAAGGUUGUGAGGAAGACGGAAACGUCCCCACAGGGUUUGGCUUUCGGCCUGCGUCAGCAGAGAAUGAGGACAAGAAAGCAGACCAAGGCAGCCUGGAAGACCUCUCCAAGGAGAAGGGCGUUGAUGAGCCAGAUCAGGCACAGCAGAGGUCUCCACAGCCCUCCGAGCCUGUCAGCAUUCAGCGGAGAUCACCACUGAUCAGGAACCGGAAGACAGGGUCCAUGGAGGUUCUUUCAGAAUCAUCUUCCAAAUCGGGUGGUUAUCGCCUCUUCAGCACCUACUCCAGGCAGUCCUCUGAGAUGAAGCAAAGUGGCUUAGGGUCACAAUGCACCGGGCUGUUCAGCACCACUGUGCUGGGAGGCUCCUCCAGUGCCCCCAACCUCCAGGACUACGCCCGCAGCCAUGGCAAAAAGUUUGCCAGCAGCCUGACAUACAAAGACGAGCUCUUGUCUAUGCCAGCCGUAAAACGAUUUUCUGUGUCGUUUGCAAAGCAUCCGACUAAUGAUGCGUUUGAGCACCACCACGUUACCCAGUUGCUGCGCCGUUUUUCUUCCGACUAUGCCACGAGCCGGAACAUCUCCCUGGAUGCUACUCUAGCCCAUCACCUCCAGCAGUGCUCCUACCACCUGCGCCUCUUCAGGAGCUGGCUGAUCUCAGGGCAGGAUGACUUGGAGUGUCUUUACGGUUUUGAAGGCUGUUCCAUGGUUCCCACCAUUUAUCCCCUGGAGACCCUGCACAACUCCCUCUCUUUGCGACAGGUCAAUGAGUUCCUGACAGCUGUAUGCAGGAGUUGCAGCGAAUCACAUGUCCAGUCUACUGCAGCUUUGUUUGAUUCAAUGAUUGGCAGCCAGAUACCAGGAGACCCCUUUAUGUCUCAGCGAAUCCUGUCAUCAUCCUCUUUCCCGUUACGCCAGCGUUCGGAUAAACCCCCUUGGUACAGCAGUGGCCCCUCCAGUACUGUCUCCAGUGCAGGCCCAUCCUCCCCAACCUCUGUGGACAGCUGCACUCGUUUCAGCUUCACUGAGAAACUUUCCAUCAGCCCCCCAAAAGGUGAGGAGCAGCUGAAUAGCCUGUCUCCUGAGCAAGGGGAGAGACAGCCCUCAGAUGGAGUGCUUAACUUGAAGCUAGGGAUAUCUGAGUUGUCCACGCAUCAGCCCAGUGGGGAGCCAAGUGCCCCAGAGACCUUGAUCUGGAGUAAGGGCCAGGAGUCAGAUAGGGUCCUGGAGCUGUGCAAGAAGGAGCUGGCAGGUGAGAACUCUGACCCAAAGGAGAAGAGUAUUAUGGAGCUGAAUGAAGAAGAGUCAGCUGGGGAAGUAUUAGAUCUAGAUAACACAGGGUGGUCAAAGUGUGGUGCAGGGUCUGAGAUAAGGACGGCUGGGGAGAGAGUGAAGCCGAGUGAGGAGUGUUUAGGGGGAAUGGCUGGCCUGGAUCAGUCAGGGCUGUCAGAGGAGACUUUGGUGCUCUGUGAGGAGGAGCUGCUGGGAGAUGUGCUGGAGCCAGAGUGUGUGGGCAAGGAGUCACUGGGGUACAGUGCUCUGGCAGGCCAGCUUCAGUCUGGUCACCUGUGCCAGGACCAGCCACUGCCUCCUGAGACAAGCAUGGAGGAGCUGCAGCCACUGCACCAGGAGGAUCAGCAGAACUAGUGGCUCACUGGACAGCACACUACAAGCACUUCUAGCCUGGAGCCAGCCCAACUUCCUGCACAACACUUCAUGCAGCUGGCUGUCCACAGCACAGAACAAGCCAUGUCCCGAGGCCACAGGACUCUGAGGUGCUGAAGAGUCUGCUCCGCUCCUACGCAAGCCAGCUCUUUGCUGUCUGGCAAGCGACAACACCUCAUCUGCCACGUUAAACCGACAACACAUGCAGUCUUAGUACUGGCACAGCACCUCCAUGGAGCAGUGACAUGGGGCUGCGUUGGUGCAGGGUGUUCCAAGGGCUAUGUGCUCACUGGGACAGCAGAGUUCGGGGAUUGGUAGGGCCAAGGCUUUUGGGGUGGUGAGGCAGAAGGGGAUAAUUGCUCCCUGGAAAUCUCUUGGCCUUCACAGCCUGGCCCAAAGUAACUGGGUUUCAUCACAACCACCAACCUCCUCUCUGCUUCUUCAUCCUUUUCUCCACCUCUCCAUCCCCACCGUUGGUCACCAAAAACAGGUCUGGAGAGUCCUUGGCUGGAAGAAUAGGAGAAGCAGAGGCAAUCUGGAAGGAUGUGGGAAGGACAGUAAUGUGGUGAUCAGGUUUGAGACUGCCACUUGCAAGAAAACCUCUCUUUGGAGUGGACUUGCGUGUUUUCCAAGUGAGCUGGGGCAGGCAGGCAGGAGCUUGGGGAUCCGGUCCAAGAGGGGUGCAGGGAGAACACACACGGGUUUUUCUAGUCCCCAGGGGUCAGUCUGGAUAAAGCUCUGAACCCUUUGGUGACAGAAAUUAAAAGAAACUGCUAUUUGAGCAAAUCAGGAUUAUUAGAAACCAAUAAGGAGAAAUCUUUAUUGUAUAUAAACUGAAAAAUAUUUAAUGCAUAUUUAUGUAAAUGAAUUGUGAGCACAAGCCUGAGGGCAAGAUUGGCACAGGUGUCCCUGCCACAUCCUGAAUGCAGGCCAGGGCUGUGCCUCCUGCGCCUCCUGUAUUUAUGGACAAAUUUGUGUGUUUGUCUGUAGCUAGGAUCUGUGUUUCUGUGAAGCUGUGCCCAAAGAUCUCUGCGCUGUGUUGUGAUGAUGUGUGUUCACAGUAAAUCUAUGCUGUGGGUCUGG
Molecule: messenger RNA, 9656 nt
Organism: Struthio camelus australis
Lineage: Eukaryota; Metazoa; Chordata; Aves; Struthioniformes; Struthionidae
Source: RefSeq, a predicted model, not a curated record